AUGGAGUGCUCGGAACGGGGACACGUAUAUGUCUCUCGUCGGUCACGUGUAAAGACAACAGUGCGUAGAGCCGCUCUUCUUUUGAUAUUAAUAGUCCUCUUGUUCUGGAUUCAAUUAAGGGACACUUCUCAGACUUCUGAGGAUGAAAAUGUUGUACAAGGACAUAAUAUAGAUGUUAGUGUUUCUCAUUCAACACCUGUGCAUCUGACAGUCUCACCGCCGACCUUAUCUGGUUCUGGUGUUUCAGGGACACAACCUGUUGCUACUCCCCCAAUUACUAGUACUUCUCCUAGUGAUGCUCCUGUUGAAGUCAUUGUACAUAAUAAUCCUGGUACCAUUCAUGGAGCUACCUUUGCAAACAGUGGUCAUGAUGGUGGUCCCUUUAUUACAUCACUUAAUCGUCUUGGAUAUUGUCAUUAUGAAGUUCAUAAUUUUUGUGUUGAACGAGGUACUUUAGUGUUUUUCCAUGAUGCUAAACAAUCAUCCCAUCGGUUUAAAGGAGGUAUGCGUGCAUGCAAUGAAUUCUCUCGACAUAGUCCAUCUAUUUAUAUAAAGUACUGGUCAAAUCCACUUCCAAAUGACACUACAACGGUACUUCCAGGACCUCUUAACACCAUCACCAAAGGAUGGAUUCUUCAGUUUUGGUGUCAGGAUCUCUUUCAUAUGACACUUUCACUUCUUCCAGCUUUUCAAACCAAAGAUGCGGUUGGGCAAUCUGAUGCUGAUGUGUACAUUAGGAUAGCAAAAGGAAGAAGACAUAAAGGUGGUUACUGUAACGUAAAGCUUGGUAAUCCACUAAAUUUUGAAGAUACACACAAUACAAAAUAUGGACAAGAUCGACAGUUUCCUUUUGCAGGAAACCCAUAUUGGCCAUUUUACCGUAUUUUAACUAAUCAUCCAGAGAAAAUUCAUCCCUUAGUCUCUGGACAAAGUGUGCAAACAGCAUGUUAUAGACAUGGAAUAAUAGAUAAACGGUAUAUUAAAGAUAUGAUGGGAGCAGAGGCACGUAACUAUAGUGCUAGUAUUCUUGAUUUAUUAGGUGUUCCUCCUGGAAAUCCACUACCUUGUGGGAAAAAGUAUCGUGUAACAAUUAUUGAUAGACGAGGUCGUACACGUCGACUGACGAAUAUACCUGCUAUUGUUGAACUAGCGCAUAAAAUGGGAUUUGAAGCCCAUUCCGUAGCUUUUGAAACACUUCCUAUUCGAGAACAAUUACGUGUUAUCACGUUAACGGAUGUGUUGUUAGGUGUUCAUGGAAAUGGACUUAUGUGGCUUCAAUUUCUUCCACCGGGUUCUGUUGUGAUCGAGUUGGUUGGAGUGUGGUAUACACCGUAUGCACUUCUGUGGGGUCACACCUAUUUACAUUCCAUGAUGCGAAACAAUCCAGAGUACAAACGAUUGUGUGAAUAUCAUCCAUUUGCACAUAACUUAACGGAAAUUCAAGAGCUGCUCGAGCAGGCAAAAACGGCGUUGGAUCAAAGUAGAUGCGGUAAAACACCAUUUGAAUCGCCUAAUAAAAGGCUUGGAGAUUUAUAUGGCAGCUGUGCCCCACACUGUUAG
Trypanosoma theileri is the source of this 1560-nucleotide messenger RNA. RefSeq names its product putative membrane-associated protein. Gene Ontology annotation, molecular function: glycosyltransferase activity. The transcript has a single exon. The record is from RefSeq and is a predicted model, not a curated record. NCBI's taxonomy places the organism in Eukaryota, Euglenozoa, Kinetoplastea, Trypanosomatida, Trypanosomatidae. The coding region runs from base 1 to 1560 and encodes 519 amino acids.